AUGUCUCCCAUUGCCCAUGCCGGCGCCGGCGCCGCCUCUAAGGAUGUCAAGAAGGAAUCCGCCACUGCUCGUCUCCUCGGUUCCGGCUCUGCUGGUAUCGCCGAGCUGCUGGUCUUCCACCCCGUCGACACCACCGCUAAGCGGCUGAUGAGCAACCAGACCAAGAUCGUUGGAUCUGCCGACUUCAAGAAGGUUGUCUUCAGGGAGUAUGCCGAUGCCCCGCUUGGCCGCAAGUUCACCUCCAUGUUCCCCGGUCUGGGCUACGCUGCCGGCUACAAGGUUCUCCAGCGUAUCUACAAGUACGGUGGUCAGCCCUUCGCCCGUGACUACCUUGCUCAGCACCACGGUGCCGCUUUCGACAAUGCCUUCGGAAAGGGUAACGGCAAGGCUAUCAUGCACGCGACUGCAGGCAGUCUGAUCGGUAUUGGAGAGAUCGUCCUGCUCCCCCUGGACGUCCUGAAGAUCAAGCGCCAGACAAACCCCGAGGCCUUCCGCGGCCGUGGUCUGUUCAAGAUUAUCUCCGAUGAGGGUAUGGGUCUGUACCGUGGUGCCGGUUGGACUGCUGCCCGUAACGCCCCCGGUUCAUUCGCUCUCUUCGGUGGAUCUGCUUUCGCCAAGGAGUACAUCUACGGUCUGCAGGACUACAACAAGGCCACCUGGGGCCAGAACUUCGUUGCCUCCGUUGCCGGUGCUUCUGCCUCCCUGAUCGUGUCCGCCCCUCUUGACGUGAUCAAGACCCGCAUCCAGAACCGCAACUUCGAGAACCCCGAGUCCGGCCUGCGCAUCAUCUCCAAGAUGAUGAAGAACGAGGGCGCCUCCAGCUUCUUCAAGGGCCUGACCCCCAAGCUGCUGAUGACUGGUCCCAAGCUGGUAUUCAGCUUCUGGUUGGCUCAGACUUUGAUUCCUGCUUUCGGUCAGGUCGUAUAA
Molecule: messenger RNA, 927 nt
Organism: Penicillium waksmanii
Lineage: Eukaryota; Fungi; Ascomycota; Eurotiomycetes; Eurotiales; Aspergillaceae
Product: putative mitochondrial GTP/GDP transporter Ggc1
Exons: 7
Coding region: 1-927 (308 amino acids)
Cellular component (GO): mitochondrion
Molecular function (GO): guanine nucleotide transmembrane transporter activity
Source: RefSeq, a predicted model, not a curated record